GCAUCACGUGGUGUAAACUCCGAAUUUGAAUGAGCCAGUCAGGCGCUUGUGUGCGUGCCAGGCCUCGUUUACGCGCAAACCUGGGCCACGUGAACGCUCCUCGCCUUUCUAUUGGCUGGACGCACGCUUCGCCGCCAAAUACGAAAAGGAGGUACAGUAACCGGUCGGGUUUGUGAGGCCCCGACAGCCAGAAGCGGAAAUCGGAGCUGUAACGUCCCAGUCGGGAGGGAUUAUUGUAUCGUGUGGUCAACUCCAGAGCGUGGUUCUUAAGGCCCGACAGUGCCUAGCGAGUGGGGAAUGGUUCUUACCGGGCCUCCCCAAAGGGAGUCGGUCAGUAUGGCCAAGCGGGUGAGCAUUCUGGAUCAGCACAAGAAGCCGUCCUCGGCCCGGGUGCGUGUUGCCGUCAGACUGAGGCCCUACAUGGAGAAAGAGGAUGAGAAAGCGCCCGCCGCGUGUGUCCGGGGCCUGGACUCGCAGUCGCUGGAGAUUGUCAACUGGAGGAAUCAGCUAGAGACCAUGCAGUACCAGUUUGAUGCCUUUUAUGGUGACAGCGCCACUCAGCGGGAGAUCUACAUGGGCUCUGUGUGCCACAUCCUCCCGCACUUACUGAUUGGCCAGAAUGCCAGUGUUUUUGCUUAUGGGCCCACAGGGGCAGGAAAAACUCACACCAUGUUGGGGAACCCCAGUCAGCCUGGCGUGAUCCCUCGGGCAGUGAGGGACUUGUUGCAAAUGACCCGGACAGCAGCCGGCGGCCAUGAGAAUGAGAACUGGACUUACACCAUAACAAUGUCUUAUGUGGAGAUCUACCAGGAGAAGGUCAUGGAUUUGCUGGAGCCCAAAAACAAGGACCUCCCCAUCCGAGAGGACAAAGACCAUAACAUCCUGAUCCCAGGUGUCACCCAGAAAACCAUCAACUCCUUUGGGGAUUUUGAUGAGCAUUUUAUCCCUGCCAGCCAGAACCGCACCGUGGCCUCAACGAAGCUGAACGACCGCUCCAGCCGCAGCCAUGCUGUGCUACUGAUCAAGGUACAGAAGAGUCAGCAGGUUUCGCCAUUCAGGCAGCUAACUGGGAAGCUCUACCUCAUAGACUUGGCUGGGUCGGAAGAUAACCGGCGCACUGGAAACCAAGGAAUCCGGCUCAAGGAGAGCGGCGCCAUCAACUCCUCCUUAUUCACGCUCAGCAAAGUGGUCGAUGCUCUGAACCAGGGGCUGCCCCGAAUCCCUUACAGAGACAGCAAGCUGACCCGAUUGCUGCAGGAUUCCCUGGGAGGAACCGCCCACAGUGUCAUGAUCGCCAACAUCGCCCCAGAGCAGAAGUAUUACUUCGACACCCUGACAGCUCUGAACUUUGCUGCCAAAUCCAAGCAGAUCAUAAACAAACCUUUCAGCCAGGAAACCACCCAGUCCAUAGCAGCUCUGCCGGCCAUGAAGAGGCCUCGGGAGGAGGCAGAAACCGCAGCAGGUUCUCGGCAGAGAAAGAAAUCAAAAACAGACUCGACAGAGUCAUCUCCCAAUACUUCAAUGGACGCGGCGUCCAAGCGGAAACUCAAUUUGGCGGCGCUUGACCCUGCUGUGGUUGAGAGGCUGCUGAAACUGGAUAAGAUCCUGACAGAGAAAGGAAUGAAGGAGGCCCAGCUCUUAAGUACCCCUAAGAGAGAGAGAAUGGCUCUGCUGAAGAAAUGGGAGGAGAGUCAGAUGGAGAUAGAGAGGCUAAAGGAGAAGCAAAAGGAGUUGGAGCAGAAAGCCAUUGAAGCAGAGGCUCGACUGGAGAAGUCCACUAACUCUGACUGCAACCUAUCAGACUCCAGCGUCAGUGAAUGCACCUUCCGGGCCCCCCUCAGGGGUAGAAACACAUCCACAGCAAAGGCCAAGAAGGUUCUGCGUGUGCUGCCCAUGCAGGGUGAGCAUCCAGGGGCAAAUGGAGGAGUCUUGGCUACAGAGAGACAUGUGGACCCUGAGAGUGAGCGCUCUGAGACUCUCUUGGGGAACAGCCAGUUACAGAGCACCAUAGAGGAGGGCAUCCCAGUCUUUGAGAAGAAGAAGAAGAAACCGGUCUCAUGUGACGGGCGGGAGAACCAGCCCACGUGGGAAGUGAAUGUGCGGACAGACCUGCUAGAGAGCGGCAGGGAGAGAAUCCUGAAACUGCUCAACACCGGCUCCGUCAAGGAACUGAAAUCCCUGCAGAAGAUCGGAGACAAGAAGGCCAAGCUGAUCAUUGGCUGGAGAGAGGUCAAUGGGCCCUUUAAAAAUGUGGAAGACUUGGCAUCUUUGGAAGGGAUCUCUGCUAAACAAGUAACAUCCUUUAUAAAGGCAAACAUCCUGAGCAUCAUUGCCAGCUGAACCUCCAACCUGUGACAUCAUCAGACCGCGGCCAAUCCCUGGCAUGGGCCCUGCUCAUUAAAAGACGCCAAGGACCACUUAUUUUAUCCCUCACCAGUCGUCUUGAAAUGCCAGAGCCCUGUGUGGCAGAACUCUGAAGUGUGAAUCUAUGGCGAGUUUGGAUAUCUGUGUAGCCUGCAGCAAACACGAGCCAAAUGCACCCCCCUGCGACUCCGGCCCAAAUGAGCGCAACGCAGAGACUCUGGCUAAACUUUUAUUCUAUUUUAUUAUGAGCUGAUGUCUGUAUGUACGUAGCUUGAGUGAAUGAGUGCCCCAAUGGGGUGAGAGUGGUGCUGCCAUAUGGUUUCUCUGGGGCUGAGAGUGACUUGAUGUCUCCAUGCUGUGAGGCAGCAACAUAUAAACCACUGGCUCUUGUGUAAAUAUAUAUAUAUAUAUAUUUUAGUAAUUAUCUACUCCAGUACCUGUGUGCUUUGGCAGCCUCAACUGUGGGUUCUGCAGAGAGGUUCUGCUAAACUUUUUAUCUUCCGUGCGUUCAUCACGUUAUUCCAUAAAUCAAGUCUGUGUCUUUUUGUGAAAUAAAACAUUGUGUUUUUUUUUUU
This is a messenger RNA of Xenopus tropicalis (tropical clawed frog), 2939 nucleotides long. It is a transcript of the gene kif22, whose product is annotated as kinesin family member 22. The record is from RefSeq and is a predicted model, not a curated record. Lineage: Eukaryota; Metazoa; Chordata; Amphibia; Anura; Pipidae. Gene Ontology annotation, biological process: microtubule-based movement. Gene Ontology annotation, molecular function: cytoskeletal motor activity; microtubule binding; ATP binding. The coding region runs from base 298 to 2340 and encodes 680 amino acids. The transcript has 14 exons. Gene Ontology annotation, cellular component: cytoskeleton; nucleus.